Molecule: messenger RNA, 1746 nt
Organism: Rotaria socialis
Lineage: Eukaryota; Metazoa; Rotifera; Eurotatoria; Philodinida; Philodinidae
Source: the annotation of a GenBank genome assembly
AUGAACCUUGAUCGGUCUUCCCAUUUAUUUCUUUUUGUUUUGAUCACAUUACAUUUCAUUCAUUGUGAUGAACACGAUCAUAAAUAUGAAGACGGCAGUGAAGUUGUUUUAUGGAUGAAUACAGUUGGCCCAUAUCAUAAUCGUCAAGAAACAUACAAUUAUUUUUCAUUACCAUUUUGUCGUGGAAUAAAAAAAGAAAUCUCUCAUUAUCAUGAAACUCUAGGUGAAAAUAUACUCGGCGUUGAAUUAGAAUACAGUGGAGUUGAGAUUAAUUUUAAACGUGAUAAACUAAAAUCAGAUUUUUGUGAAGUAACUUUAACACCAGAAUCUUAUGACACCUUUAUAUAUGCAAUUAAAAAUCAUUAUUGGUAUCAAAUGUUUAUUGAUGAUUUGCCAAUAUGGGGUAUUGUUGGUGAAAUGGAUGAAGCAGGCAAAUCUGUAUACAUAUGGACACAUAAAAAGUUCGAAAUUGGAUAUAAUAAUGAUCGAAUUAUUGAUGUUAAUUUAACAUCGGAAGCUAAAGUACGUUUACAACCAAAUGUACAAUUACAAUUUUCCUAUGAAGUUAUUUGGAAACCAACAAACAUUCAAUAUAUGAAUCGAUUUGAUAAAUAUCUUGAUCCCGGAUUUUUUCAACAUAAAAUUCAUUGGUUUUCAAUAUUUAAUUCAUUUAUGAUGGUUCUAUUUCUUGUUGGUUUAGUUAGUAUGAUUUUAUUACGUACAUUAAGAAAAGAUUAUGCACGCUAUGGAAAUGAUGAAUUAGAUCCUAUGGAAAGCGAUUUAGGUGAUGAAUACGGUUGGAAACAAGUUCACGGUGAUGUAUUUCGUCCACCAGCACAUCCGAUUUUAUUCGCUUCAUUGAUCGGUUCAGGUUAUCAAAUAGCAACAGUAUCAACACUUUGUAUUUUAAUAACAAUCCUAUUCGAUAUUUAUACAGAACGCGCAUUACUAUUCAGUACAGCUAUAUUUCUCUAUGCAGCAUCAUCUAUUGUUAAUGGGUAUGCAGGUGGAAGUUUAUAUGCACGAAUGAAAGGUCAAUUAUGGAUAAAACAACUAAUAGUUGGCGCAUUUCUUGUUCCAGCUGUUAUUUGUGGUGUAACAUUUCUUGUUAAUUUUAUUUCGAUUUAUUAUGGUUCAUCACGUUCGAUUCCAUUUACUGUUAUGUUGAGUGUCACAGCAAUUUGUUUGUUUAUCAUUUUACCGUUAACAGCAAUGGGAACUGUAUUAGGAAGAAAUAUUAGUGGAGAACCAAAUAAUCCAUGUCGAACAAAUGCUGUACCACGGCCCAUACCGGAAAAGAAAUGGUUUAUGGAACCAAAUAUAAUUAUAUUAGCAAGUGGAAUAUUACCAUUCGGAUCGAUAUUUAUUGAAAUGUAUUUUAUUUUUACUUCAUUUUGGGCUUAUAAAAUCUAUUACGUUUAUGGAUUUAUGUUACUUGUCUUUUUAAUACUUGCUGUUGUUACUGUAUGUGUAACAAUCGUUGCCACUUAUUUUAUGCUCAAUGCUGAAGAUUAUCGAUGGCAAUGGACAAGCUUUUUAUCUGGUGCAUCAUCUGCAUUAUAUGUUUAUUUAUAUGCUAUGUAUUAUUUCUUCUUCAAAACGAAAAUGUAUGGAAUGUUUCAAACUGUAUUUUAUUUUGGUUAUAUGGCUUUAUUUUCUCUUGGCCUUGGAAUAAUGUGUGGUACAUUUGGUUACAUAGGAACUCAAGCAUUUGUUCGAAAAAUUUACUCAAUUAAAAUAGACUAA